Molecule: messenger RNA, 5202 nt
Organism: Pungitius pungitius (ninespine stickleback)
Lineage: Eukaryota; Metazoa; Chordata; Actinopteri; Perciformes; Gasterosteidae
Gene: mtr
Product: 5-methyltetrahydrofolate-homocysteine methyltransferase
Exons: 33
Coding region: 99-3923 (1274 amino acids)
Biological process (GO): homocysteine metabolic process; tetrahydrofolate metabolic process
Cellular component (GO): cytosol
Molecular function (GO): methionine synthase activity; zinc ion binding; cobalamin binding
Source: RefSeq, a predicted model, not a curated record
CCCCGGAAAGAGCUGGAGCUGCUGAGGCGCAUGAAGUUCAACAGCCAGUUGGUUUUAUAACCCUUCAGCUGUGUAACUGACUACGUGGGCUGUCUUCAAUGCUGCCUCUCCACAACAUGGCUCCGACUAAUGCCGUUCAACACUCCUCAGAAGCCGGAUGGCGUUGUCCAUUAGAGACUGAGCUGAGGGCGGUGCUGCAGCAAAGGAUCAUGGUCCUGGACGGCGGUAUGGGAACCAUGAUCCAGCAGCAUAAACUAGAAGAGGAAGAUUUCAGGGGCGAUGAAUUUAAAGACCACCCUCUUCCACUGAAGGGCAACAAUGACCUUCUGAGCCUCACACAGCCUGAUGUCAUACGUAACAUACACAAGGACUACUUGCUGGCCGGUGCUGACAUCAUAGAGACCAACACAUUCAGCAGCACCUCUGUCGCCCAGACAGACUAUGGACUGGAACACAUGGCGUAUCGUCUCAACAAGGCGUCAGCAGAGCUGGCGAGGAUGGCGGCCGAUGAAGUCACUAAACAGACUGGUUGUAAACGCUAUGUGGCCGGGGCAGUGGGUCCCACCAACAAGACCCUGUCCGUGUCCCCGUCUGUGGAGAGGCCCGACUUCCGGAAUAUCACAUUUGAUGAGCUGGUGGAAUCCUACUCGGAGCAGGUCAGAGGGUUGUUGGAUGGAGGAGCAGACAUCCUUCUAGUUGAAACCAUCUUCGAUACGGCCAACGCCAAGGCUGCCUUGUUUGCCAUCGACCUGCUGUUUGAGAAGAGCUACGAGAGGAAACCUAUAUUUAUCUCAGGGACCAUCGUUGACCGGAGUGGACGCACUCUGUCCGGCCAGACGGGAGAAGCCUUUGUAGUGAGCGUUUCCCACAUGAAUCCUCUAUGCAUUGGUCUGAACUGUGCUUUGGGGGCAAUAGAGAUGAGGCCGUUUAUUGAGGCCAUCGGAAAAAGCACCACAGCUUUCAUUAUCUGUUAUCCCAAUGCAGGUCUUCCCAACACAUUCGGCGGGUACGACGAAACUCCAGCAGUAACAGCCUCCAAUUUAAAGGAGUUUGCUACGGAUGGACUAGUGAAUAUUGUGGGAGGCUGUUGUGGGACGACUCCUGGGCACAUCAGAGCCAUCUCUGAAGGAGUCAAACAUUGUCAGCCAAGAGUUCCUGCUGCUGAUAUUUAUCAAGACUACAUGCUGUUGUCGGGUUUAGAGCCAUUCAGGAUUGGCCCGUACACCAACUUCGUUAACAUCGGUGAGCGCUGCAAUGUGGCCGGUUCACGCAAGUUUGCCAAGCUGAUCAUGUCUGGAAACUAUGAGGAGGCUCUAAGCAUCGCCAAGGCCCAGGUGGAGAUGGGAGCCCAGGUUCUGGAUAUAAACAUGGACGAAGGGAUGCUGGAGGGGCCCUCGGCGAUGGCCCGGUUUUGUAACUUAAUUGCUUCUGAACCAGACAUUGCUCGGGUUCCUCUGUGUAUCGACUCCUCUAACUUCUCAGUGAUCGAGGCCGGGUUGAAAUGCUGCCAGGGGAAGUGCAUUGUAAACAGUAUCAGUCUGAAGGAGGGGGAGGAGGAGUUCCUGCACAGAGCUGGCACUGUGAAGCGCUACGGAGCUGCUGUGGUGGUCAUGGCCUUCGAUGAGGAGGGACAGGCCGCAGAUACAGACCGUAAAGUGGAGAUCUGCACUCGGGCGUACGAGUUGCUGGUCAAUAAAGUUGGAUUUGACCCCAAUGACAUCAUUUUUGACCCCAACAUCCUCACCAUCGGUACGGGCAUGGAGGAACACAACGACUACGCCAUCUAUUUCAUCCGAGCCACCAAAGUUAUCAAGGAGAAAUUACCAAAGGCCAGGGUGAGUGGAGGGCUGUCCAACCUGUCCUUCUCCUUCAGAGGGAUGGAGGCCAUCAGAGAAGCAAUGCAUGGAGCCUUUCUCUACCAUGCCAUCAAGGAUGGGAUGGACAUGGGCAUAGUGAAUGCUGGGAACCUUCCGGUCUAUGAUGACAUAGAUAAAGAGCUGCUGUCAAUGUGUGAAAACCUCAUCUGGAACCGAGACGCCGAGGCUACUGAGAAACUACUGGCCUACGCACAGAACAAUGUGAAAGGAGCCAAGAAGGUGGUUCAGACAGACGAAUGGAGACAUGCGAAUGUGGAGGAAAGGUUGGAGUACGCUCUCAUUAAGGGAAUAGACAAGUAUGUGGUGGAGGACGUGGAGGAGUGUAAGGCUCAGGUCGACCGCUACACUCGUCCCCUUCACAUCAUCGAGGGCCCCCUGAUGAACGGCAUGAAGGUGGUGGGGGACCUCUUCGGAGCUGGCAAGAUGUUUCUUCCACAGGUGAUCAAGUCUGCUCGUGUAAUGAAGAAGGCGGUGGGCUAUCUGAUCCCUUUCAUGGAGAAGGAGAGGGAGGAGAUGAUGGCCCUGUCGGGGUCGACUGAGGAAAUGGAUCCCUACCAAGGCACCAUAGUCCUGGCUACAGUGAAGGGAGACGUCCAUGAUAUCGGCAAGAACAUUGUGGGUGUGGUGCUGGGUUGCAACAACUUCAGAGUGAUCGACCUGGGUGUGAUGGUUCCCUGUGAUCGGAUCCUCAGAGAGGCCAUUACACACAAAGCAGAUGUCAUUGGCCUGUCUGGUCUCAUCACCCCCUCUCUGGAUGAGAUGAUCUACGUUGCCAAAGAGAUGGAGAGACUGGGAAUGACAACGCCACUGCUGAUUGGAGGAGCCACCACAUCAAAGAUGCAUACGGCAGUAAAGAUCGCCCCGCGCUACACUUCUCCUGCUAUCCAUGUUCUGGACGCCUCCAGGAGCGUGGUGGUGUGCUCACAACUUCUGGAUGAGGCCAUGAGGGAUGAGUACUUUGAGGACCUGAAGGAGGAGUAUGAGGAGAUCCGACAGGAGCACUACGACUCCCUGAAGGAUCGUAGGUAUUUGUCUCUUUCCCAGGCCAGAGACAAGGCUUUACAUAUCGACUGGCUGUCUCUGCCACAACCAGUGCGUCCUCAGUUCCUGGGCACCCGAGUGUUUGAGUGCUACGACCUGCACAGCCUGCUGGCCUUCAUCGACUGGAAGCCUUUCUUUGAUGUGUGGCAGCUGAGGGGAAAAUACCCCAACAGAGGUUACCCCAAGAUCUUCAAGGACAAGGCCGUUGGUGUGGAGGCUCGCCGAGUCUUUGAUGAGGCCCAGCAGAUGCUCAACCAGAUGAUUGACAGCGGUAGUCUGACUGGGCGGGGCCUGGUGGGCUUCUGGCGCGCCCAGAGUGAUGGCGACGACAUCCGCGUCUAUAAAGACGACGUCGCCGUACAUUCAGACACGGAGCCACUCGGCACAUUCCACGGUUUACGGCAACAGGCGAAAAAGGACAGCUCCAGUUCAGAGCCCUACCUGUGUGUGUCUGAUUUUGUUGCCCCCGUCGACAGCGGUGUGACGGACUACAUCGGCGUGUUCGCUGUGGGCGUGUUUGGCGCCGAGGAGCUGAGUCAGCAGUUCCAGGCUAACGGAGACGACUACAGCAGCAUCAUGGUCAAAGCCCUGGCUGACCGAUUGGCUGAGGCCUUUGCCGAGGAGCUCCAUGCCCGCGUGCGUAAGGAGCUGUGGGGCUACAGCACUGACGAGGCGCUGCAGGCCUCAGACCUCCACAGAAUCCGGUACCAGGGCAUCAGACCUGCAGCUGGUUAUCCCAGUCAGCCUGACCACACAGAGAAGAGCACCAUGUGGAGCCUGGCUGGGAUCCAGGAGAAGACUGGUAUUUAUCUCACGGAGUCACUGGCCAUGAUGCCUGCUGCCUCGGUGUCUGGACUUUACUUCUCCCACCCGAAGGCCUCGUACUUCGCUGUGGGCAAGAUCACCAAAGAACAGGUGGAGGACUACGCUGCAAGGAAAGGGAUGCGGGUGGAGGAGGCGGAGAGGUGGCUGGCGCCCAUCCUGGGCUACGACAGCGAGGCGUAGUGAAGUGGACCAACACAGAACCAGGUUUACAUCGGACCAAUGUGCUGUAGCCCACAGGGGGGGUCCUUACCACGCUGCUUUCACACGGCUGUAAAAACACUUCUUUUCAGUCCUUUUGUGCCAAAGGGUAUGACUUACGAAUACUAUGCACAUGCUUGCAUUUUAUGAAAUUAUGACUGAUUCAAAUGGAGGGAAAUAAUUUGUCGGCAUUACAUCAUAGCAGAUCUUCGAUCGAGCUAAAACAAUAUAAUUUUUUCUGAAUGUUGAGAUUGGAAAUUGUUUUAGCGCUCAUCGCUGUCGACAUGGUUGACCGAUGCAAUGUCGUUUAUAAAACAUUUAAAGAGAGACAAAGCAUUACGCGUCGGGGAUAUCAAAUUUGAGAGUUCGCCGAUUUGAUUUCUUUGGGAUUUAAAUGAAAAGAUUGGCAUCAAUCUCAUGUCUUUGGAACUCCAGUCAGAAUGUGGUUAUAUCAAAGAAAAAGUAUAUAUUUUAUUGCAAGGGAAAGUUUUCCGUUUUAUAUUUGAUGGAGCCAACGAAUUUUGUUGCAGUCAAGCGAUUACAAUAUGUAUGAAAGCCCAUUGAGAACACUACAACCACACAGUAAACGCAUUUUUUCCUAUUUUAUUUUCAUUAUUUAUAAACAUGUUCACAUCAAUAUUUGCAUUGAGUCAGAAGUGUACAGUAAUGUACACAUUACACUUUUGAUUGUUUAAUGGUGAUUACUUAAAAGCCAUAUAGAAAAAUGGGUUUUAUUUUUACAGUCCAGUUACAAAAUGACCACGGAUGAGGUUAAAUAUUUCAUUCAUAGUAAAUAUCUCUUAUCAUUUUAGACCUAUGUAUGUUACAUCAUUUCUUUGUAUCAAUCCUUGAGACAACACUCAAUGAAUUCAACCUUUCCCAUCUCCUUUCACCCUGAUAAAGUUAUCAAUAGGAGUCCUCGCUUUCAUUUUUUUAAUCAGUAUGCAAGUUAUUUAUUAACUUGCACACGUUGUUUAAAUUUAACCAGUUAUUGUAUUGGUGCGUAUUUCUUUAGCCAUUUACUCAUUCAAAGUGUUAGGUACAAAUUCUACUUGAGUUUCCAUAAGAUAUUGUCUGCAUGCGUUUCACAUGUGUCUUAAAAGCCUUGAUGUGCUGCAGUGGUUGAGCUCAGUCUCUAUGAAAUUGUUUUAAUCGUUUUUUCUCUUAUAUUGAAAAGUGUUAUGAAUAAAUAAUGACUGCAUCUCAAACACUGUGAAACAGGAGAAAUGUUUUAUUUUUUUUAAUAAAUCCUCAUAACACA